Monascus purpureus is the source of this 3085-nucleotide messenger RNA. NCBI's taxonomy places the organism in Eukaryota, Fungi, Ascomycota, Eurotiomycetes, Eurotiales, Aspergillaceae. The record is from the annotation of a GenBank genome assembly.
AAGAUAACCUGCGAGCAAGGUUUGCUGGCAAUUCGUCUCUUGUAUUGGCUCGUCUCUUAUCUGCUUCUUCCCCUUCUCCAGGCUCCCUCCACAGCGCAUUUUAGUCCUCUUCAACUUAGCGCCCCCACCUCCAUCCGGUCAGUGAGAUCAUACGUCAACCGUCGAACCAUCUCUGAGCUACCGCGAACUACGCAAGUGGGCAUCAAGAGCUUGCAGAUUGCCUCGCUUUUCCUUAGGAGAUGUUGAAAUGAGUGCAAAAUUCAUUUCGAUACUGGCCCGUUAGACUCAUGAUCUACUGGGCUUCUGAAACGCGCAUCAUUCGGUUUAUAGUCCCAUAAAUAUGUCCCAUGCUCGUCGUUCCUUCAUUGCAAACCAAAUAUGGAAACGGAUUCCACGGAUCCAAUCCCUAGCGGGUGUGUAGAGUCUGGACUCAAGAAGUCUCGGGGAGAUACUGCUGCCAAGGGAAAGGGCAUGAGUUUAGAAACCGGUCCUGCUACUAAGAGACGCUGCGUCAGCACUGCCUGCAUCGCUUGUCGUAGGAGGAAGUCCAAGCUGCGCCGCGUGUUCCUCCGUAUAUCACACACCAUGUGUAUAUGACCCGAAUUCUGACCACCGUCGAAAAGGAGUAUACAGGAAGGAUGUUGACACGAGGAGAGCACGUAAUGCAACCCUGCAGACCCUGAUCCAGGCGAUCCUGAAUUACGAUGAAGAAGAUGCUUUUGAAUUGGUGCGCCGUAUACGGUCCUGCGACGAUCUCGAGGAAGUUGCCGAGUCGGUCAUCGCUGCCGACAAGGAAGGAUUAGCAGCUACCACAGAAGAUGAGUCUACCGUUGCGGAGAGCGCGGACCAGUUCGAGUCCGAAUUGUCUGGAAAGAUGAGCGAGCUUGUGCUCGACGGUUCUCGCAAGUUUAUCGGAGGAACCUCGAAUCUCAUCUUCUUACCCCCUGGCUCUGAGCUAUGUGAGUUCAGUUUACGCCCAAUGGACCAAGGAUUGGGGAACCCUCAAGACCAUUCGGUGACCCGAUGGACAAGAAUCACCGAUGAUGAACGCUUGAUCAGCCACCUCAUGACAAUGUACUUUUCGUGGCAUUACCCGUUCUUUACCACUCUUUCCAAAGACCUGUUUUACCGGGAUUACGUCGCUGGGGUUUCUAGCCAAUACUGUUCGUCUCUGCUUGUCAAUGCUAUGUUGGCACUCGGUUGUCACUUCAGCUCAUGGGAAGGCGCCCGCGAGGAUCCUCGAAAUUCCGCCACCGCUGGUGAUCACUUUUUCAAGGAGGCUAAGCGACUGCUCCUUGAAAACGACGAGCAUGAAAAUGCAAAACUGUGCACGGUUCAGGCAUUUGCGCUCAUGUCUGUACGAGAAGCUGGGUGCGGCCGGGAAAGCAAAGGUUGGGUCUACAGUGGCAUGAGCUUCCGUAUGGCUUUCGACCUGGGUCUGAAUCUGGAAACUGGCCCAGCUGCACAGAAUCUCACUGAAGAGGAGACUGAUGCUCGUAAGAUUACUUUCUGGGGCUGCUUUCUCUUCGACAAAUGCUGGUCUAAUUAUCUGGGUCGUCAGCCCCAACUUGCAGCGCACAAUAUGAACGUGCCAAAAUUUGAGGUUUUACCUAGCGAGGAAGCACAGCUUUGGUCUCCGUAUACAGACUGCGGAGCCGGUCAUAAGCACACUCAGCCUUCGCGGACGAGGACCGUCGCACUGCAACUUUCGAAGCUAUCUGAAAUCAGCGGCGAUUUACUCGUAUUCUUUUAUCAUCCAGCGGUCAUGGAGAAACCUCAUUCGAAGCAGUCUGAACGCAAGAAGCUGACCGAGAUUCAUACGAGGCUUGAGGAGUGGAAAAAGAACUUGCCUAAAGAGCUGGAACCGAAAGAGGGCCAGUUACCUCAAGCUCUUGUCAUGCACAUGUUUUACCAACUUCUCUUCAUCCAUCUUUAUCGCCCCUUUCUAAAAUAUACGAAGUCGACGUCGCCUCUCCCUACGCAUGUCUCGCCCCGCAAACUGUGCGUACAGGCUGCAUCUGCCAUCUCGAAGUUGCUUCGGCUAUAUAAACGCGCGUACGGCUUUAAUCAAAUUGUCAAUGUCGCGGUUUAUAUCGCGCAUACGGCCUGUACAAUUCAUCUCCUCAACCUGCCGGAAAAGGAUGCCCAAAGAGACAUCAUCCAUGGGCUCAAGCACCUGGAGGAAAUGGGUGAGAACUGGCUUUGUGCCCGGCGCACAAUACGAAUACUCGAUAUAUCUGCGAAUAAAUGGCAAGUAGACCUUCCGGGCGAGGCAGCCGCUAUUUUCGAGAGGACGCAUGCGAGAUGGGGUUCCUGGGGGUCGUGGGAUCAGGCAUCAUCGCCCUCGACUUCCGACGAAUCACCUACUAUGGCACCCGCUCAAUUCUCCAGUACAGCUCCGAGCACCUACUCGUCACCGGGAAAAUUCCUUCAUCCAGCUGCUCAGCGUAAUGAUUCUCAGAUGAAGGUUUCUGUGCCUCUCAGACCGAUGACUUCGUAUUAUCCACCAAUCCAAUCUUCUUCAACCCCCACUGCUCUUACUUCUCAACGAUCUGCUAGUGUACAGUUCCAGCGAGCUCGAUUUGCUUUACCUGAGCCAACAUACCUCCAGCCCAUGACUCAUAUUUCACAUCCUUUUCAAGCUACGCCAAUCUCACAGCAAGAUGUGUGGUAUAAUACUACGCCAGAACCUGAGGCCUCCAGGAUGAAUGCAGGACAAGCAACUCAACUUCCCACGGGCACUUCUCCAAUAUCAAAUCUCGGGGAUGCAGGAAGUAGUCUUGUGCAGGAGAGCCAAAAUUGGUGGUCUAAAGACCAUAACGCAUGGGUCAUUGGAGCGGAAAACUGGGGGGGGUGGAGCUCUGGUGAUAGCAGUGGUGGUCUUUGUGCUCCAGCAACGACAUUCAGUCUUCCCUAUCAGACCCAUACCACUGGCAUUGGUGUCGGUGUUGGCCCUGGACCGACGUCCAGCGACGACGCGGGCGUUCUCCCAGCUUCAACCUCAACCUCGGGACCACAGAUGGAACCGGGCAUGCUGGGUAAUGAUCAUGUACAUGUACAAUUAAUGGGCAAUUUUCAGGAGUAA